UUGCUUGUAGUGCCAGAAAAGUAUUCAACACACUAUAUAUAUAUAACAACUGUAACCCCUGCUGUGGAUGCAUGCUGCUGUCGUUAAAGAAGGUUGGUGUGUUAGUGUGUGUUCCGUGUCUCUCUACAGAACUCAGGGUUCACCAUAGUGGCCGAGAAGCUCAACUUUUAUCGCUACCUCUCUCAUUUUAGAGCUGUCCACAGGGGAGCCUUCUUCACAGAGAUGAGGACCACCUCCGUCAGGAAACUACUUCCCGAGGCCUGGGGUUUUCUUUGUCCAGUGCACACUCCAGAUGGAACACCGUGUGGCCUGCUCAAUCAUCUGGCUGCUGCCUGUCGGGUGGUUACCUCUACUCCACCCACAGUCCACCUACCUAAACUCCUGGUAUCUCUAGGAAUGACUCCACUGGGAGCUCCCACAGUGGCAGUAGGAGACACUGGGUCAUCAUCAGUCUCUGUGUUACUGGAUGGCAGAGUGGUGGGAGAGGUGAGCCAGGCCCAGGCUGCUGAGAUUGCCAUCAAACUCAGGACACUCAAGGCCCUCGGGAAGGAAAAGGUCCCCUCCACAUUGGAGAUAGGGCUGGUGCCAGUUCUGACAGGUGGGCAGUACCCGGGGCUGUUCCUUAUGAGCGGCCCGGCGAGGAUGGUCAGACCUGUCCUCAACCUCUCCACCAAUACCACUGAGAUGAUUGGAUCCUUUGAACAGGUCUAUAUGGAUAUUGCAGUGGUUCCAGAAGAGGCUAUCAAAGAUGCUACAACUCACAUGGAGCUGGAUGAGAAGGCGAUGCUGAGUGCCAUAGCUCAACUCACUCCGUACUCUGACUUCAACCAGAGCCCCAGGAACAUGUACCAGUGCCAGAUGGGCAAGCAAACUAUGGGGACACCUGCCCAUUCCCUCCCCUAUAGAAUGGACCACAAGCUCUACAAACUUCAGACUCCCCAGGUACCUAUGGUGAGACCGUAUGCUCACGAUCACCUCAAAAUCGACAACUAUCCUCACGGAACCAAUGCAGUCAUUUGCGUCAUCUCCUACACUGGUUAUGAUAUGGAGGAUGCCAUGAUUCUCAACAAGGCAUCAUAUGAGAGAGGAUUUGCUCACGCAAGUGUCUAUAAGACUGAGUUGAUAGAUCUCCAGUCUAUCAGUAAAGACAGAGGUGGAGCUAAUCUACAGUUUGGGGUGUUGCCAGGGGACAACACUGCAAAGACAGGACUGGAGGGUAACGGGUUUCCCCCAAUUGGUGCCUACCUCCAGGAGGGAGAUGCCUUUUACAGCUAUGUUGAUCUGGAUGCUGGUGUCUCUAAAGUCUCCUACUACAAGAGUAUAGAGCCAGCCUACCUGGAACAGAUAAAGCUGCUGGGAGACGAGAGUGGGGAGGGGAGACUACAGAGAGUCUUUCUCAAACUUCGUGUCAAUAGGAAUCCAAUCAUUGGUGAUAAGUUUGCUAGCAGACAUGGGCAAAAGGGAAUUUGCAGUCAGAAGUGGCCAGUGGAGAACAUGCCAUUCACGGAGAGUGGGAUGGUCCCUGACAUUAUCUUCAAUCCCCAUGGCUACCCUUCCAGAAUGACCAUCGGUAUGAUGAUAGAGACGAUGGCAGGCAAAUCAGCUGCCCUCCACGGGCUGUGUCACGAUGCAACUCCAUUCACCUUCUCCGAGGACAACUCAGCCGUAGACUACUUUGGACGACUACUGAAGAAAGGUUUCUGCAGCAAUUAUGUCAUUCUGUGUGCUUCAAUUUUAUAUUUGCUCCACAACGAGACAAAAUUUGUGCAAGUGGAAGUAACACACUAAGUUGAUAUGCAUAAUAAUGUGUCUACGCAUACUGUGUUGCUGCAUUAUUGCAUGUGACAUCAGCAGUGUACGUAGAAAGGCAAGGCAAAGCUACUACACCCAGGAGAGCUUGAAGUAAGUUGAGCUGCCCUAUAUAGGUAGGUUUGAACCCACGACACUCUGCUCUCUAGGCGAGUGCUGAGAUACCAGGGCGAGAUAUUAUGCUUGUAGGCUACACCUUCUCAAACUAUAGUUAAGUCAUGCUCUUUCUCCCAUGCCAUAUAAUACAUAGCUGGCUACAACUAUUAUGGGAAUGAGAGGAUGUACAGUGGAGUGACUGGAAGAGAGUUUGAGGCUGACAUCUUCUUUGGAGUCGUCUACUACCAGAGACUCAGACACAUGGUCUCUGACAAGUUCCAGGUGAGGACGACGGGUCCAAUAGACAUAGUGACCCACCAGCCAGUGAAGGGGCGUAAGAGGGCGGGAGGUAUCAGGUUCGGGGAGAUGGAGAGAGACUCUCUGCUGGCCCAUGGCAGCUCCUUCCUCCUCCAAGACAGACUCCUCAACUGCUCUGACAGAUCUCUGAGUCGGCUGUGUAAGAAGUGUGGAAGUCUCCUGUCUCCAAUGUUGGUGAGAGGGCCCUCCACUGGCACCACUGAGAGCUCCUCUCGAUGGAGGUGCCAAGUGUGCAGCGAUGGUGGCCAGAUCGAGAUCAUCACUGUUCCCUAUGUGUUCAGAUAUCUGGUGGCUGAGCUGGCCGCCAUGAACAUCAGAGUGGAACUGAGUACAUGCUAAUUGUUGAUGCUGUCAUCAUUGGUUUACUCAGCAGUCCACAGUUAGGGAUGUUUCCUGAUGCGCACGCAGCGCCGUGCGGCCUUGAUCUCGGCGUUCCUCCGUCUCUGCAGUCUCGCGCAUAGCCUGCUCCCAUAGAGGGGCUGGCAAACUGGCUCCGGGAGACUACAAUUUGUUGUUUAC
Geodia barretti is the source of this 2742-nucleotide messenger RNA. Lineage: Eukaryota; Metazoa; Porifera; Demospongiae; Tetractinellida; Geodiidae. The record is from the annotation of a GenBank genome assembly.